Molecule: messenger RNA, 2733 nt
Organism: Alternaria hordeiaustralica
Lineage: Eukaryota; Fungi; Ascomycota; Dothideomycetes; Pleosporales; Pleosporaceae
Exons: 11
Coding region: 1-2733 (910 amino acids)
Molecular function (GO): metal ion binding; succinyl-CoA:3-oxo-acid CoA-transferase activity; oxidoreductase activity
Source: RefSeq, a predicted model, not a curated record
AUGGCGCUCCCGAACAAGUACCAGAAUGGCAGCAUUGACUCCUCUACCAAGGGAGUGUACAGGGCAUCGCCCGUCAAGCUCAUGAUAUACGGAAAUGGAACGAGCAGCCAGCUUUCAGAUGUCAUUGCCGAGCUCGGUGCUACAAAGGCCUUCAUCAUCACCGGACGAUCUUUAUACGAGAAGACUCCCGUGAUCAAGAACAUUGAGAAGACACUUGGUUCUGCGCAUGGUGGUACAUUCAGCAAGAUCGGACAACACGCACCGAUUCAAGAUAUCAAAGAAGCCACCGCGCUGAUGACAAAGUCCGGAUGCGAUGUACUCAUAUCGAUAGGCGGUGGCUCACCCAUUGACUCAGCCAAAGCCAUUGCAUACAAUAUUCACGAGGAGACCGGAAAGUGGAUUCCUAGUAUCGCUGUACCAACAACACUGAGUGUAGCUGAGACGACGCAAAACGCUGGCUUCACCACCGAAGAAAAGCACAAGAUCGCCGUGAGCAACCCAGAACUUGUACCCAAGGCUGUGGUAUACGAUGGUGAACUUGCUGUAUACACACCCUUGAACCUCUGGACAAGCACAGGAAUUCGAUCGCUGGACCACGCAGUGGAGCUGAUGUACCACCCUCUCGCCGCCGAGAUCCCGACAAAACGCAUGUCUUUGGAAGCUAUCAAGGAUCUCUUCACAUACCUACCACAAUCGAAGGCCAACCCCAAUGACGCCGAAGUGCGAACCAAGCUUUUCGUUGCUUGUUACUCGUCACUCUUCCCCUUCCUGUACACUGGCGGAGUCGGCCUCAGUCACAGCAUCGGCCAUGCGAUUGGUGCAACAUACAGCAUUCCGCAUGGUAUCACCAGCUGCCUCAGUCUCGCACCGACGGUACACUUCAAGGCGAGCAACCCAGAGGAAGCGAAGCAAAUCGCUAGGAUCAUCCCAUACAUCGGGAAGCAAAGUACUGGCAGCGACGAGAAGGAUUCCCACGUCGUUGCUGACGCCAUUGCUGGACUGGUCGAAGAACUGGGACACAAGACCACAUUGACAGCUUACAAUGUGCCUACUGGCGAUGCGGAAGAAGAAGCUAUCGCAUCGCGUGCGCUACACAGCAAAGACCACAAGGACUUCGCUAGCCCGAUCCGAAACCCAUCGUUCCGACUUCACUUCCUCGAUACUUUGCGACUCACGACUACGAACCCCACGAUGCAACGUUCUCUCCUUUUCUCGGCGCGCCGCCGCGGCCCAGCGACGGGCAUGCGAUUCUUCUCUGCCAGCGCCUCUCGCCCAGCCAUCAACAAGAUCGUCUCCUCCGCACAAGAAGCUAUCAAGGACAUGAAGUCAGAUUCCACAGUUCUGGUCGGUGGAUUCGGCUUCUCAGGAGUGCCGAACACCCUUAUCAACGCUCUGCGCGACCGAAGCGACCUUACAAACUUCACAGUGGUCAGCAACAACGCCGGUAUGCCAGGUGUCGGGCUUGGACAGCUUCUGGAGACAAAGCAAAUCGGCACGAUGAUUGCGAGUUACAUCGGAGACAACAAGGUGUUUGAGCAAAUGUACCUGAAGGGACAAUUGAGUCUGCAGUUGACCCCUCAGGGUACCAUCGCAGAGAAGUGCGCUGCUGGUGCUGCGGGUGUACCGGCUUUCUACACACCAGCGGCUUAUGGAACAAUAGUGCAAACCGGCGAACUCCCUGUACGAUACAACACCGACGGUACCAUCGCGAAGAUGGCCCCUCCGAAAGAGACCCGCGAGUUCAACGGCAAAUCUUACGUCAUGGAAGAAGCCAUCUUCGGUGACUACGCCUUCGUCAAAGUCGCCAAAGCCGAUCGUCUCGGCAACUGCCAGUUCCGCAAAGCACAAAACAACUUCAACGAAGCCAUGGGCAAGAACGCGAAGAUGACGAUCGUCGAGGCCGAUGAGAUCGUUGAGGAUGGAGAGAUCGCACCAGAAGACAUUCAUCUCCAGGGCAUAUACGUAAAGAGGGUGAUUAAGAGCACAGUGGGCAAGGAGAUCGAGCGGAAGGUCUUCUGGAAGAGCCCAGAGGAGCAGAAGAAGGCACUGCUGGAGGGUGGCUCGACCGAAUCAUCACAGAAGCGCGAGCGGAUCAUCAAGCGCGCGGCACAAGAACUAAAGGACGGCAUGUAUGUCAACCUCGGUAUCGGCAUGCCGCUGGCAGCACCUGCCUUCCUGCCCGAGGGUACUGAGAUCGUUUUGGAGUCUGAGAACGGAAUCUUGGGUAUGGGAAGGUAUCCCAAGCCUGGCGAGGAGGACCCCGACCUUAUCAACGCCGGAAAAGAGACUGUAACUCUCAUCAAGGGCGCAUCAACGUUUGGCAGCCACGAGUCCUUCGGCAUGAUCCGAUCAGGUCGGAUAGACGUCGCCAUGCUAGGUGCCAUGCAAGUGAACCAAUACGGAGACCUCGCAAACUUCAUGCUUCCCGGAAAGGUCAAAGGCAUCGGCGGCGCAAUGGACCUAGUCGCGAACCCCACACAAACCAAAGUCGUCAUCACCAUGGAACACGUCGACAAGAAGGGCAACCCCAAGAUCCUGAACCAAUGCACAUUCCCUCUCACAGGACAAAAGUGCGUGAGCACCAUCAUCACGGACCUGGCAGUAUUCGACUGCGAUCGUGUCGAGGGUUUGACCCUGAAGGAGCAUGCCAAGGGCGUCACCGUGGAUGAGAUCAGAAGCAAGACAGAGGCGCCAUUCAAAGUCAGUGAGAAUCUGAAGGAGAUGAGCGUGUAG